Sander lucioperca (pikeperch) is the source of this 5018-nucleotide messenger RNA. RefSeq names its product kinesin family member 16Bb (gene kif16bb). The record is from RefSeq and is a predicted model, not a curated record. The transcript has 19 exons. The coding region runs from base 189 to 4496 and encodes 1435 amino acids. Gene Ontology annotation, molecular function: ATP binding; microtubule motor activity; microtubule binding. NCBI's taxonomy places the organism in Eukaryota, Metazoa, Chordata, Actinopteri, Perciformes, Percidae. Gene Ontology annotation, biological process: microtubule-based movement.
ACACAUCCCAGUGGCUAGUUUGUGUAGUGCAUCGAGAAAGAGCGCACAGGCCACAGGUGUGAUAAUUGGGUGUGAAAUACGCAGCAUGUUCACGCGGAUACCUUAACGGCAGACUUCUCUUUCAAAGAAGGAGAAAUAGGCUGAGAGUAUUGGUCUUUUGAAAGUGUUCUGUCUGAUUUCGAUUAAAAAUGGCUUCAUUGCGAGUAGCAGUCCGAGUCCGUCCGUUGAACAAAAGAGAAAAGCAGUUAUCAUCGAAGCCGAUAAUUCACAUGAAGGGGAAGUCUACAUCUAUUGGAAAGCCUUCACAUAUUCGAGGGGAUGAGCUGAAGGACAGAAGAAAGACCUUUUCUUAUGACUUCUCGUACGAUUCAACUGACAGAGGAAGACCCACAUUUAUAUCCCAGGAGAGGAUUUAUCAUGACUUGGGGUGUGAUGUCCUGAAAUCUGCAUUUGAGGGUUUCAAUGCCUGUGUGUUUGCUUAUGGCCAAACAGGCUCAGGAAAAUCUUACACCAUGAUGGGUCACACAGAAGAUAAAGGUUUAAUCCCACGGAUCUGUGAAGGCUUGUUCUGCGAGAUCUCUCGUAGAGAGAGUGAUGUCGUGUCAUUCCAUACAGAGGUCAGCUAUUUAGAGAUCUAUAAUGAACGUGUGCAGGACCUUCUCAAGAAGAGAACUACACCCACAGAUGGAGGCUUGAGAGUGAGAGAGCACCCCAGGGAUGGACCCUAUGUAGAGAAUCUUUCCAAGCACUUGGUACACAACCACAGUGAAAUGGAGGACCUGAUCAUUCUCGGCAAUGCCAACCGCACCACAGCCAGCACAUCCAUGAAUGACCUUAGCAGCCGCUCCCACGCCAUCUUCACCAUCAGCUUCACACAGGCAUGGUUUGAUUGGUUUGAUGCAGAGUUGCCACGUGAGAAGCUGAGUAAGAUCCACCUGGUGGACCUGGCAGGCAGCGAGAGAGCUGAUGCCACGAACGCCACAGGCUCCAGGCUGAAGGAAGGUGCCAACAUCAACAAAUCCCUGGGCACCCUGGGCAGUGUGAUCUCAGCUCUGGCUGAUCUUAGUGUGGGAGGACAGUCAACAAAAAAGAAGCAGAUCUACAUUCCUUACAGAGACUCUGUGCUGACAUGGCUACUGAAAGACAGCCUUGGUGGAAACUCUGUGACUACUAUGAUAGCAACCGUCUCUCCUGCUGAUGUGAACUAUGUGGAGACUCUGAGCACGUUGCGCUUUGCCAGCCGAGCUAAAACCGUAGUGAACUCUCCCACGGUGAACGAAGACGACAGCGUGGACAUGAUCAGAGAGCUGCAGGCAGAGAUUACCAUGCUCAGAAGGCAACUACAAGAAGCCAAUCAGGUUUCCCGUGGGGAGCCAUCAUCCUCUGUGAAGGUAGAAGAGGAGCUGCAUCAGAAUGAGACAAGGGAGAAGACUGUGGUGUUGAGGAAGGAGGGGAGUGGAGUGAUCCUGGACUGCCAGUUACCUCAUCUGAUUGCCAUUGAUGAAGACCUGCUCAGCACUGGAAUCAUCCUGUAUUAUUUGAAAGAGGGCAGAACCCUGAUUGGGAGUGACGAAGCAUCAUGCAGUCAGGAUAUUGUGCUUCGGGGGCCUGGGCUCCUCAGUGAACAUUGUGUGCUUGAGAGCCGUGCUGGGACCGUGACUCUGAUCCCUCAGGAUGGUGCACUGUGUUUAAUCAAUGGCUCUGUGGUAACUGAUCCCUGCCAGCUGACUCAGGGUGCCAUCACACAGCUAGGAGGAGGAACCAUAUUCCGGUUUUACCACCCGAAUAAGGCUGCCCAACUCAGAGAGCAGCACCAGAACCGGCUGCUGUCUGCCUUCAGCUUGCCCUUGACUGACAUGUCCAAAUCGACUGAGAAUCUGUCCAAAGUGAUGCAGCAAAACCCAGGGAUGGACGAGAAGCUCAACCAGAAGGGAGUGGAAUGGCAGCAGGUCCAAGAAAACCUGAACAGAUGUAACCAGGACAUCAAAAGACUUUCAAUGGAUAACAGUGGGGCUCCCCAUCAACCGAGAGCAGAAGAGAAGACAACAGGGGCAGAGAUGGAAGAGACUGGCAAUGGCCAGAUGGAUACGCUGGCUGCAGAGACAGCAGAGUCCAAAGUGCCAAGCAGCUGUCUUACCUCUGCCACAAUAGAGACUGCAGCCAAACCUGGAAAAUAUCCUGUCCGUCACACUAGUUCUGAGUUGGAUGGAGACGCACUACAGGGCGGGAUAAGCACCAGGGAUGGCCAGGAGCAGGAGAGGCACUUGUGUCAUAAAUCAGUGCCAUGGCUCAUAUCCGAGUGGCUGUGGAGUAAAGCUCAGAGUGGCGCUGGAGUUGCAAGUUAUAAGGGAGAGGAGGUUUGGUCAGGGGAUGCCAGCCUCCAGCAGACAAGUGUCCUGGGCCCGGGUGAUGGAUGCGGCACGAAGCUAGAGGGGAAUGCUAACGAGAUCAAAGGCGUCGUGGCUGACUGCUGCAAGGAGAGACCUGGCUCUGGUGGGAGCUCAUUAGGCAGCAUGUCCCACCUGCAGAGCAGCAGAGGAACGAGCUCCACGUCUGUCCUCCCACAGACCAGCACUCAUUCUCAGCUCGACAAAAGGCCUCUCAGCAGUCAGGCAGCCUGCUGUCCACCUGAAGAAACUACCUUCAAAGGCCAGUUUGGCUGUGGAGAAAUGGAUGGAUCAGGAAGUUUGGAGGAGAUCCCGGGAGUGUGUGUGACUGAGACGGCAGCAGCCACAAUGCAACACUCAGGGCUGGGCUCUUUGGUCAGCAGAGCUUCUUGGAUUGUCCAGGAUGCAGGGCGUCUCCUUUGGAGCUCCCCCACAGUAUUGCAGCAAGUCAGGGAAGAGGGACUACAGCCUGUUGGGGCCCGCUGGUCCAGUCAUGUUGUCUCUCUGGUCAGGGAAAGUAAUGUUCUGUCUGUAGUAAGGGACAGCCAGGUCUUCUCCAUGGUUAAAGGGAGCUUGGUCUUCUCUUUGCUGAAGGAUAGUCACAUUUUUUCCAUGGUGAAAGACCUACCUCUCAUACAGCACAUCCAGAUGGAGAUAACUCAAAACCUUCAGCCUGAGGAGGCAGCUCAGAUGAUUCAAGGCUGCAUUAUUCCUGACACCACACGACUCCCCGUCCCGACACCAACACAAACCUUUUGCAGGGCAGACGAAUUGCCAGAUAGCUUGCCACUAAUCCCAGAAGAUAUGUUGACAAGGAAUAAGAGUAUUGGUGAUCUGCGGUUACCACAAGAGCAAGACAUGGCUGAUAUUCAUGUAAAACAGGGAGACAAACUGACUACAGAGCUAUUGGCAGUGAAACUCAUCGGUGAGCCAGAGUUUUCCCAUGCACCUGGAGACAAACUGAUCACAGAGCUCUCGCCAGUAAAACACAUCAGCGAGCCAGAGGUUGCCCAUGCACCUGGAGACAAAGAUCAGGCAUUGGAGAACUCCAGGACUGUGCAGAACAAAAACAAUGUCAAAAUCUUUACUCAAACAUUGAUAGAAUUUCCUGAUUCCCUUUUGAAGCUGCAAACUCUGCCAUUGCCAGACAUGAUGGACACUUUACAGUCUAUCAUCUCCACCUCGGUGCUCACCUUCCAGGAGAUUGUCGCGCUCUAUUGGCUGAAUGUUGCUAAAUGCAGCCAACCUGAGCCCCGUCCUGCCCUACUGAUCCUGGCAGAGACUGGCCUCUACACCCUGACCACUGACUCUGGCCUCCUGGCUGUGUUCCAUCAACUCCCCUUGUUGCAGCUGAAAGAGGUGCAGAUAGGCUUAGCAGGCCACAGUCUGCGUUUGAUGAGCACUACAGAGGAGAGCAUCCUGGGUGUCUACACCCACAGCCAGCAGCUUACCAAAGAGCUAUGCUGGGCCAUACUUGGUGUCACCUGCCCUGGGGACAACAGGGUCUCUCAGCACCCACUGCUCCAUGGAGACUUGAUGAAGUUGUCUUUAGACUGGAAUGCCUGUGUACCUGACCUGCUGCUGGAUGCUGGUUUAAGGGUUCGCUGCCAGUUUCAGAAAAGUCUUGCUGAUCUGGUUUACCUUCUUCAUUGUAACUUGGAUCAAAAAAUAGUAACUCUGGGAGAAGUGCAGCUGCUACUAUGCACAGGUGUAGGGGUGUGCAUCAGCCCCAGUAGCCACACUGAGGCUCUAGCCCAGCUUUUUCUUACUGAUACCCACCUUGGCCUAGUGCAGGAGGAUGCUGUCUUUCACCCGACUCCACGCUCUGUCACCAUAGCGCCCUGCUGUCCCCAAUUCCAUGACUUAAUUCUCCGCGAGCGCUCAGAUGUGCGCUGUGUGCUGGUGCAUGAUGAAGACAAGCACGGAGUUGUCAGACUGGAUGUAAUCCUGGCAAAUGUGGGGGGCAGGGGUCACCCUGAAAGCGUGACUAAGGCAGCUACCCCGCCUGCAAAAGCUUCAAAUUCAUCCCCGAAUGCAGAAGUGUGGAAAUUAACUUUCAGUUGCUCCUCUGAGGCUGCCUGCCUGAUUAAUCACUUGUCAAAUGUCUGAUCAAGGACUGAACAGCCAGUAAUGAACAGCCCAGCUUGAAAACUCUCACUCACAGGGAGCCAAAAGUGCAUCCCAAACAGACAACGCAAAUGACAUCUUCAGUGGCAAAUGACAGUGAAAACUAUGACCUAGUUUGAAGUUUCCGUAUUGAUUUGUUUCUCUGAAGUUUGUCAUGUUAAUAAUGCAUGGCUUUAGCACUUAUCUUUAAAACCCUUGACUUUCUUUGUUCUUGCAUUGUUAUUGUUCUUUAACCACUAGCCCCCCUAAUUAAAUAAUUAAGGGUUGAUGGUUCAGGAUUAAAACAUGUUUGUACUGGUGUCAUUUGUUUCAUAGGCAUACUAUUUUUUUUUUUUUCUUUUUUAAAGGAUCUUAAAAUACAAAUCCCACUAAAUUAUCUCAGUCAUGUUUAUUAAAUUGUGUGUAUAUAAAUGUAUGUCAAGUUAAGGUUAUUUUUAUUUAAAAAUAGAUUUAAUGAAAUGAAUGUGUGAAUAUGUUUGUUAAAAUAAAAGGAAUGUAAAUCCA